Toxoplasma gondii ME49 is the source of this 888-nucleotide messenger RNA. RefSeq lists its product as hypothetical. The coding region runs from base 278 to 457 and encodes 59 amino acids. The transcript has 3 exons. The record is from RefSeq and is a predicted model, not a curated record. Lineage: Eukaryota; Apicomplexa; Conoidasida; Eucoccidiorida; Sarcocystidae.
UGACUCUACGCGUCUCUCUCCCCGGAGGUGACUCGCGCGGCUGCCGAUAGAGAGGGUAGGUGGUCUGGUGGUUCAUGUUUUAGAAACAUCACUUUAGUACUAUUGGAGCAGAUAUUCUACUAAAGGAAUCCCAGCGAAGGUGUCUGCGAGUCGUCAACAGCAUCCAUUGGUCUCUCGGCGCUUUUCAUUGCAAAAAGUCAAUCGACUUCGGAUCUGAAGCUGCGAUCCACGCCAACUACUGGGACAACCGCUGCGCAAACAAACGACCCUGGAUACGAUGGAUACUGAGAAGACGACGAAGAAAGGCGGUCAGUCCCGCAGGUCUGGCAAAGGGACACAAGCGAGUAAAAGUAGUGCUCGAACAGAGCAGCACCAAGAGCCGACAACAGCUGGUCCAUCGAAGCGCUCGUCGCAUAAGAAGCAAAGCGAUCAGUCCAGUGUACCGCCGGGUACUUAAUGAGUUAAUGUGCAUUCCGUGUGGGGGAAGCCUACGUCAACUGGCUUCUCUGAUGUAUUCUGACUUAGAUAAAAAUGUAAAGUGAAGCUUCGAAAUAUAACAGCUGGUACUGCCAGCUUAUCAGAGGCUGUCAAAAAGGCGUGGCGAGCUGCAAGUGUCUCUCCAAAAGACAACACCUGAUGGACCCGCAGACGUAGUGAAGAUCCCCGCAGGCGACAAACGCUGCCUUGGAGGGACUUUUCCAAAAACGAGUGCAUCUGUGCACAAAGUACCGGUCCAACUCUAGUCGAUGCCUUUAAAUGAUGUGGUGUAAUACUGUCAAGCUUUUGACGCCCUGCUACAUAGUGCGACGUGGCUGACAUACAACACACAUGAAGAGUAACGACCAACAGGCAACAAGAACAAAUCACGUAGCAUAUGCCCCUAAGUUA